AUGGCCCCACACACCCGCGCUGAGACCAACCUGACUCCACUCUCUGGAAGAAACUCUACAUCAUCUCCUAGAGUGUGUACACCUCUACCUCAACAGGAAUCUGAGAUUCCUGAACCCACUGCACACUUUGGCAUAGGUUCUUCAACUGCCCUGCCACCACCGCGGCCUCUACACACCUAUGUCUAUCAUAAAGAUAGAGAGAUUAAGGUCAGAGAUCCUCUGAGAUACAAGAGAAACACAUUAUCUGAAUUUCACAGCUUUAUUCAUAUUCUUGAACAGAAAUUCCACCUUAAUCUGAGCCAGUAUAAUACUCAUGAGAUAUAA
Molecule: messenger RNA, 324 nt
Organism: Blastomyces gilchristii SLH14081
Lineage: Eukaryota; Fungi; Ascomycota; Eurotiomycetes; Onygenales; Ajellomycetaceae
Exons: 1
Coding region: 1-324 (107 amino acids)
Source: RefSeq, a predicted model, not a curated record